CAGAUCAUCGUUUGAAGAUCUUGUUGGGCCAGGAGGUCUCCUGGUUGUCGACCAGCUUGGCACUGGUUCCUUCUUCUUCUGUGUGCUAAUCAAAAUCCUUGAAGACAAUAUAAUGGACCAAGAGCGCCAACAAAAGAAGAGGGUUAAACAUACCGAUCCAUUUUGGGAUCAUGUUGAGAAGACAAAUGAUGGUGGUCCUUUCAAGUGCAAAUUUUGCAAAUCUACAUUUGCUGCGUCUACUUCAAUCUCAAGGUUCAAAUAUCAUUUGUCAGGAGAAAGUGGGAAAGGAGUUGGUAUUUGUGGAAGAGUACCCGUUGAUGUUAAAGCAGCAGCCUACCAAGCAAUGCACAAAAAACAAAAUGCCAUCCCACCAAUUGAUCAUCCAGUUCCAAAUGUAGAAGCUCGAAGAAUGGAGCAAGAAGGGAGGGAUCUCCCAGAUAUGGCAAUGGAAGAUUGGACAGAGAGUACGAGAUGGGAAGAGUUUAUUGAAGAGUUGAUGGUUAUUAACGAAGCUGGUGGUUCUCAAGGGCAAGGAGUUUAUGAAGGCAUGCUAGAUACAGAGAAUUUGACACACAGCAGAACCGUGGAAGGGAUUGAACUUAUUGACCAAGUUAGAGUUUAUGAAGAGCAAGGGGCAGAUGUUUCAGAUGGUGGAGUGGAGAAUUUGACAGACAACUUCACCGGUAGUGUGUCCAUAGUUACUGACGAAAGUAGAGUUUCUGAAGGGCUUCAUGCACAUAAGGCUAAAGGAGAAGCAUUACUGACAACAAAGCUGGUAGGUCAGGCUUCUGACAGAAAUAAGGAGAUGAUCUGGUCUUGGUUAAUGAAGGAUGACGUCUUAAGUGUUGGCAUUUAUGGGAUGGGCGGUGUCGGAAAAACAUCACUGGUGACGCAUAUCCAUAAUCAGCUGCUACAAAGACCAAGUUCUUUCAAUUAUGUGUUUUGGGUUACUGUAUCACAAAAUUUCACCAUCAGUAAAUUGCAGUAUCUUAUUGCCAAAGCUAUUAAUUUAGACCUUUCAAAUGAAGAGGAUGAGAAGAAAAGAGCUGCAAAGUUGUCUAAAGCAUUAGUUGCCAAGGGAAAAUCUGUUCUCAUUCUAGAUGAUUUAUGGAAUCAUUUUCUGCUAGAAAUGGUGGGCAUACCUGUUGAAGUUAACGCGUGCAAGUUGAUUCUCACAAGUCGAUCGUUAGAAGUUUGUCGGCGGAUGGGUUGCCAAAAGAGCAUCAAAGUAGAGCUUCUUACUAAAGAAGAAGCUUGGACUUUGUUCGUGGAGAAACUUGGGCAGCGCCAUUAUGCUGAUCUUUCUCCUGAAGUCGCAGACAUAGCAAAAUCUGUUGCAGCAGAAUGCGCUUGUCUACCACUUGGGAUUAUAGCAAUGGCAGGAAGCAUGAGGGAAGUGAAUGACUUGUAUGAAUGGAGGAAUGCAUUGACAGAAUUGAAACAAUCAGAAGUUGGGGUAGAAGACAUGGAACCUGAGGUAUUCCAUAUUUUGAGAUUUAGUUAUAUGCACUUGAAUGACUCAGCAUUGCAACAGUGUCUCUUAUACUGUGCAUUUUUUCCAGAGGAUUUCACCGUAGAUAGAGAGGACUUGAUAGGUUAUUUGAUCGAUGAGGGAAUAAUUCAACCAAUGAAGAGCAGGCAGGCAGAAUAUGAUAGAGGUCAGGCUAUGCUUAACAAGCUUGAAAAUGCUUGCUUACUGGAAAGUUAUAUAAGCAAAGAAGACUACAGAUGUUUCAAGAUGCAUGACUUGAUUCGAGAUAUGGCUCUUCAGAAACUGAGGGAGAAAUCACCAAUCAUGGUUGAAGUUGAGGAGCAACUAAAAGAAUUACCAGAUGAGGAUGAGUGGAAAGUGGAUGUCAUGAGAGUUUCGUUAAUGAAAAAUCACCUCAAGGAAAUUCCCUCUGGCUGUUCACCAAUGUGUCCCAAGCUUUCAACGUUGUUUUUAUUCUCGAAUUUCAAGCUAGAAAUGAUUGCGGAUUCCUUUUUCAAACAUUUGCAAGGGCUCAAGGUUCUUGAUCUAUCAGCCACCGCUAUCCGGGAAUUGCCAAGUUCCUUCUCCGAUUUGGUGAAUCUCACUGCUUUAUAUCUCAGAAGGUGUCACAAUCUAAGAUAUAUACCAUCAUUAGCAAAGCUUAGGGGGUUGAGGAAAUUGGAUCUCCGCUAUACUGCACUUGAAGAACUGCCUCAAGGGAUGGAAAUGCUGUCCAAUCUCAGGUAUCUUAAUCUUUUUGGAAAUAGUCUUAAGGAGAUGCCUGCUGGUAUAUUACCUAAGCUCUCACAGCUACAAUUCCUUAACGCGAACCGGGCGUCCGGCAUUUUCAAGACAGUACGAGUAGAGGAAGUAGCAUGCUUGAAUAGGAUGGAAACUUUGAGAUACCAAUUCUGUGAUCUUGUUGACUUCAAGAAGUACCUCAAAUCUCCAGAAGUGAGGCAAUAUCUGACCACAUACUUCUUCACAAUAGGACAACUAGGUGUGGAUCGAGAAAUGGAUUCUUUACUUUAUAUGACACCAGAGGAAGUCUUUUAUAAAGAAGUUUUGGUUCAUGAUUGCCAAAUCGGUGAAAAAGGAAGGUUUCUUGAGCUCCCAGAAGAUGUUUCAUCUUUCUCAAUCGGAAGAUGUCACGACGCAAGGAGCUUAUGCGAUGUUUCUCCAUUUAAACAUGCAACUUCACUGAAGUCCUUGGGGAUGUGGGAAUGUGAUGGGAUAGAGUGCUUGGCUUCGAUGUCAGAAUCCUCCACGGAUAUAUUUGAAAGCCUCGAAUCGCUAUACCUUAAAACUUUGAAGAACUUUUGUGUCUUCAUUACAAGAGAAGGAGCUGCUCCACCAUCAUGGCAAUCUAAUGGUACCUUCUCUCAUCUUAAAAAAGUGACAAUAGGUGAAUGUCCAAGUAUGAAAAAUCUGUUCUCCCUUGACUUGUUGCCAAAUCUCACAAACUUGGAAGUGAUUGAAGUUGAUGACUGUGACCAAAUGGAGGAGAUAAUAGCAAUUGAGGAUGAAGAAGAAGGCAUGAUGGUUGAAGAUAGCAGCAGCAGCAGCCACUACGCUGUUACCAGUCUCCCAAAUUUGAAGGUUUUGAAAUUAAGCAACUUACCGGAGCUAAAAAGCAUUUUCCACGGGGAAGUGAUUUGUGAUUCUCUACAAGAAAUUAUUGUGGUUAACUGCCCAAAUCUGAAGAGGAUAUCACUCUCUCAUCGCAACCAUGCUAAUGGCCAAACACCACUUCGAAAAAUCCAGGCAUAUCCAAAAGAAUGGUGGGAAUCAGUGGAGUGGGGCAAUUCCAACAGUAAGAAUGCCCUUGAACCCCUGUGUGUGUUUUGGGAGUCUUUAUUUUAGUAGUGGGAAAAGCAAGCAGGCAGGCAGGAAGUCCAAUAAAAUGCAUUGCCAAAAUGUUGCGAGUCUAGAGAGAUCGGAGGAUCCAUCCCCAUGAAUUAUCACAAGAAACCAUAGAAAUGAAAUUUGUGGAGAAGGUGCAAAUAAAAUUGGGAAGAGAUGCAGACGGCCUGGAAGAAAAUAAAGCAUCACAACAAAGACAAUCAGCCAAAUGUGAGGAGGGAACAGAGCCUCUGGAGAAUUUACGGUGUUAAAGGCAUCAAGAAUCAUUCUGGGAACUGAAAAAAAAAAUUGUUUUGGGUUUUUGUUGUAAAAUCUAAUAUUCCUUGGCAGUACUAUCUCAUCAUGUUAAAAAUCUUCCUGCAUCCUAUUGUAGGUUAUCCGUUGUUCUCUAUUUUUACUACCUUUCAAUUUUAUUUUUAUUUUUUACUUGCAAUGUGUAUGCAAGACUCUGUACCUGCUUUCAAAGAUAAACUGUAAUGUGAAGCGAUGCUGAGAAAUGUGUUCAUGUUCUUAUCAAUGAAUUUCAGCUGUUCAUGUA
Messenger RNA from Populus trichocarpa (black cottonwood), 3872 nucleotides. Its product is annotated as probable disease resistance protein At4g27220. Gene Ontology annotation, molecular function: protein binding; DNA binding; ADP binding. NCBI's taxonomy places the organism in Eukaryota, Viridiplantae, Streptophyta, Magnoliopsida, Malpighiales, Salicaceae. The record is from RefSeq and is a predicted model, not a curated record. The transcript has 7 exons. Bases 113 to 3334 code for a protein of 1073 amino acids.